CUGCACCAAGGCGAAGCGGGAGUGCCUGGGCUACGAGGUCCUCUUCCGCGAACACAACGGCGUCAACCCUCUCGCCAGGGCCGCCUCUGCCACAUCCAGCAACCCGCCCUCGCCCAACCACCUGGCAUCGUCGCAAUCGCCCAGCGUCGCAUCGUUGACCUCGCCAUUGCCGGCACCAGCAGCGUUGGCCGACUACCCCACGGGCACCCACCAGGCUGUACUGGAAUCUGUGUACAGCUCCCUGCAACAGCCUCCCCACGGGUAUUAAGCGCACGAAAAGGAGCUGCAGACAGUUGGGUGUAUUCUCGCCGCCCCAAGACAUGAGGGUGGACCAACUCCUGUCCCAGGUGUGCGUGAUGCCCGACUCACCCGCCAAUGUAUACGAUGAUGCAUGGUACCAGGAUAUCGUCGCGGUGUACCACGAGAUAUACGCCAGCGCGUUGCAUGCUUUUUUCGAGUCAAAGUGGUACUACUUUAUGGAAAACGGGAAAAUGGCGUUUCCUCGCCAGCCCUCGCUACUACAGGUCAUGGCCUCCUUCCUGACAGCAGCAGCGCAGCCCGACGCCGGCAGCCAGGAGAAGAUGGCAUACAUGUCCUGUCUGGAGAUGAAAGUCGUCUGGGAGCUGGCAAAGACAGCUGCCACGGCGGCGCCCCCUAAUGCCGACAAUCGUCGAGCGACCAUCCUGCCGAGCGAAGCGAAUCCUGUCGAGGCGCAGCACCGGUUUCACGUCGUUGAUGCUUUGCUGAGCGGUACUGUUCUUCCGUGGAAUCCCCUGGCGCCCCCCUUGCAAGACGCGCAGCACCACCGCGUGCGCGAGUUUGAAUUUUGGUAUCAGCUCGCCGAGUUCCUUCGGUCGGGCGUGCCUGGAGCGGACGAGCAAAAGGAAGCAGACCGGAGGGCAGAGGCUUUGCAGAAGAUGCGGAAUCACCUCGACGGGCGUGAGAACCGAGACGUGCUGUACUCCACCGCCAUCUUGCGUGAGCAUGGCCUCCAGUACCCUGCCAAUGCGGAAGGCUCGCACCUAAACGCCUACCAUGCUGCGGAAGACAAUCCGAGAGACAAGGUCAUGGUCGCUGCACGGUUCAUUACGGGGCAUACGCAUGUCAAUGGUGGGACGACCAAUGUCGCGCGGCGAUUGUGUGACAUUGCGCAGAGGCUGUAUAUCAAUCCCAAGGCCAAUCCGCCACAAGUUGCUCAGUAAACGCAGCAUCGGCAAGGCGGUCGGGCGUUUGCAGUUUUGUAUCGUGGCCGAGGCGCUCAUCUGAGAAGCAUUGGGGCGUCGGUGAUGCUUCGCUCAGCCGUCGCUUGCCGCGAUCCUGCAAAUCACUCGGCACUCCGACCUCGGAGCAGGGAGGGUUGGCCUGGACCAGAUGAGACUCUAGGAUACGGUCA
Messenger RNA from Emericellopsis atlantica, 1393 nucleotides. RefSeq lists its product as uncharacterized. The transcript has a single exon. Lineage: Eukaryota; Fungi; Ascomycota; Sordariomycetes; Hypocreales; Bionectriaceae. The record is from RefSeq and is a predicted model, not a curated record. The coding region runs from base 321 to 1202 and encodes 293 amino acids.